UUAAUAAAAAACACAAAAAUCAAAAUAUAACAACAGUUAUAGAAAUUCAAAAUUAAAAGCCUCAAAAAUACAAUUUUAUUUGACUUGUGCCCGUUCGAGACUGUUUAGCUUAAGCAUUUUUAUCCUUACUAAAGGUAUUUUAGAAAAAUGCUCUUCGGUUCAUUCAUUGUGUACUUUAAUUUUCAAGUCUAAAGAAUUUUGUUUAGUUUGUGUCCACAAAGUUGUUCUUUUCUGUAAUAAAAAAUGUCCAUAAACGUGACCGUAUCUGGAAAUCCAGUGAAAAUAAAACGUGGAAAGCUAAUUAAUGUCGAUCCUCAAGUCGAGGCCAAAAAAGAAAUGGAAAAAAGAAGAAUUUUGAGGUUACAACAGGUUCGACAGCAGUCCAAAGAGUUUGCAGACAAAGUCCGGAAUAAAGUAAAGAAAGAAAAAGUAAAACAAAUGGGAGAAAUCAAAAAGCAAGAUCGAGAAAAACUAAACAGUUGGCAAAACAAAAAACUGUUAGAACUUCAAAAUGAAUAUUUAAACGUUCUUGAAGAAAUUGGUGCUGGACAUAAGGAAGCAGAAGAAUAUGCAGAUGAGAAUGAAAUAGUUGAGAAGCAAAAGCAGGAAAACCAAGAAAUAGCCAAAGCAAGAGGAAAGCUGGCCAAAACCAAGCUGCAAGUUCAAAAAAAUGAAGACAACUAUAAGAAAGCUAUGCCUCUACAACACAAAAAAAUUGUAAGGGAUAUUGAAAAUACUAGAGCCGCACUUGUUGCCGCUAUGAACAAACAGAAAUCAAAGAAAUGUCAGAAAAACAAAUGCAAAUUGAAACAAAAACCAAAAGCUGACAUAAAUAUAACAAUACCAAACGAUUCUGACUUCAGUGAGGCCUCAAGCUCUGAUUCUUCCAAACAUUUAACAAAAAUUGCCGAGGAGGAAGAUGCCAAUGAUAGUGAUGGAUUCUGUGAAUGUUCAGACUCAGACUCUGACUUUGAAGAGUGUGAACAUGAUGAUGAGAAGGCACCAGAAGAAUCACCAGUUGAAACCAACCAGAAUAGAGAUUUCAUAAACAAACUUGAGCCUACUAAAUUGGUACCGCCAUUAGAUCUUGAUCAGCUCGAUAGCGAACCCAGAAGAGCAUAUAACGAAAAAUCCUAUAGGGACAUAAUGGAGCAACAUCAGAAAGCUAUUGAAGAAUUCAGAAAUCGUCCUGCCGAUCAUAAAUUUGUACCUCCUGCGGAUACGCGUAUAUCAGAUCGGAUCAGACAGAGACAACUUAUGGGAUUCCAGCCAGAUUACUGUGAUAUUGUUUCUGAACCGUUUGUGGAACCGCAGGCAUCAAACAACAAUUUCACCUCAGAACGUUUUACUUAUGUGCCAAGUAAAGCCACUACAAAUAACACUAAUAACGGAGAAUGCAUUUGCACAAAAUUCCAUAAGUCAUGCCCUUGUAUGCCUAAAAGUGAUGAAAAUAAAGUGACGGCCGCUGUACAGACCGAUGAUGGCAUAGGAUACAAACCGAGUUGUAAAUGUGGCCCAAAGAAAGACUUUAAAACUAAGAGGAAAUCGGCAUUUGAAAGUGGAGACUCACAAAUCAGGUCUGAUACAUUCGCCAUUCAAAAAUCAAUUGGCAAACCAUCGUCCAAAGAGAUUCCAGCUAAACCACCGGUUCGAUUGAAAGAUAUGGAAACGAUGACCAGCAGUAAAUCAGUGGGAAAAAUAAAAGAUAUUGAAAGUAAACUUUUGAAGCAACAAAGUGGCGAAAGUAGCAGAAUACGUCACUACGAUUUUCCGAAUAGAUUCGAGAAAGAAACCGCGUCUACCUCACAAGUUGAAAGACUUGGACCCGAAAGCGUUGAGGCUAUUCCCGAUACAAAUUCCGAGGCGGAAUGGCACGAAAACAUGAAAAAACGUGACAAAGAAGCCCAAAUGCGUGGACGUAAAGCGAUGGAAAAGCAACGGGUUCAACGAGAGUACGAGGAACUAAUGCAGAAACUGCCCAUGUUACAAAGAAAAGAGCAUAUCGCCCAAAUAGGGAGUGACAAGCCCCGAUACCAUAUGUCCGAAGAACGACUGAGAGAGAGGGAAAAAGAGCGACAAAACCGUUUGGAAAACGCUUACGCCAAAGUGUUACAACCGAAAAUUGUCACUCUGCCUUCACGAAAACCUGAGAUUCCGAAAAGUAACGAACCGUUUGAGAUUAUCGAUGGUGACGAUUCAAGAACCUUAAACUUGGGACAAUGGGAACCUGCGUCCAAGCCAAGAACCAUGUUCUCAGCCGAAGAAGUGCAGGAAAUCAUUAAGGCGUUCACCCUUCAAAAGCCGGAGGAUCGAAAGUCAAAACUGAAACAAUUAUUGAAAAGCUUAAAGUUACAAAAGGAGCAGCUGAUUAACGAAAUCCGCGCCUUACCGAACGACGAUAGCAUUAACGCCCUGAUUAGCGAUUUGAAUUCAUUUAGCGAUAGCGACACUAAACAUAAACCUUCCAAAGGUAAGCAGAAAAAAAGACAACACGAGGAAAGCGACAGCAGCUCAAACUCUAUCGAAAAGAAAGGGAGAAGACAUAAGGACAAACAUAGCAGGUCACCGCGAAAGAAAAUUAAAAAACCGAGGGUUCUUGUGUUGCAAAAUAUGAGCACCCAAACCACGCCGAAUGCUAAAGAUAAGUCGUCUUCCUCCAGUGAAUUGCUUGUCUCUGAAAAAACUAAAGUUACAAGUGAUAUUGUCAAUUUAUGUAAAAGGUCCCAUACACCUUGCGAUUGCCUUAAAGAAAAAACCACCAACCAAGAAGAGGAAGAAGAAGUAUGUAAAAUAUUCAUAAAACUAAACGAAGAAGAACUACCUCAGGUAGAAGUGGUAAAAAGCGCGAGAGAUUCGUCAGAGGGUGCGGGAGACAAAGUAAAAUCCAAACCGCGUGAAGACCGACCCUGCGCGAAGACUCUUAAAGAACAAUUCGAACCCGUUAAGGAGAAUCUUCGGCCCCAAGAAAAAACGAAACGUGUAGGAUCCAGAUCUGUAUCAACUGAAACAGAACCGAUUCACAGAUUUAAGAAAACCGAAAAAAGAGAAACGAGGAAACCGAAAUUACCUUCAGGCGAACGCAGUCCUUCAAAAAGACACCCCGGAACAGAAAAACCAUUUAGGAAAGAUCAGUCGUGGAAAGAGCAUUUGAGCAAGAAUUCCGUGUCUUCCAGUACUUCAUAUAUGAGCCCACCUGACUUUUCCCGUCCUAAUACUGUCAGCACCGACGGAAGCAAACAGUCUUUUUAUAAUUUAAGGCGCAAACCGCAACAAAGAAAUAUUUUUGGAUCGUCCGACCUCAGAACGUUCCUAGAAGCAUCCGCCGACCAGCACCGCCUCAGCACAAACAAAAACCUUCUGACGUACGUGAAACGACUGCUCAGCAUGUCAAAGAACAGCGUGGACGAGUUGGGCGUGUCGUCCAGUGACGUCCAGACACCGAGUCAGAGUGUGAUCGAGAUUGAAACUAAUAAUCCGCUGGCCCCCCUGCAAAAGGUUGUCGAUUUGAUUAACAGGAAAACAUUGGAUUUAGCUAAAGAGUUGAACGCCUCCGAGGAAACUCCAGACGUACCGCCGAACUCUUUGGCUAAUAUGUCCGGUGAAUCAGGAAAGAGGACACAUUUAGAUAAUUCGGACCAUGUGCCAGAACGAGACAGUAACGGAAGCUCGGUGGAGAAAACCAAAGAAUUAAUAUUGGCCCAAUACGCGGACGUGACCGACUCUUGCGCGAAACGUAUCGAACGUUUGGCCGCGAUGAUCGAGCAACUAAGACAGGAAAAGAUGCGGAUGUUGCAGAGUCCACCGCUACAAGAAGAAGUUCAAGUAGAAGAGCAAGAGGAGCAGCGGUGUGAUGCCUCUUGUGGCGGUAAUACUAUGACCGCCGUGCCUUUGCUCACACCUAAUUUUAGCGAUAAGGAGAAUUCGACCAGGUACUUUGAAUUUCCUCCUUCGGGCGAGAAGUCUAAAGGUACCAACUCCACCUCCAGCAUGGACGAAGAAGAAGUAAACAGACGAUUAAUUGAAAUCGACAUGAGCUUAGCUGACAAGCUUAAACAGUUUAGGGAAGUAGCGAAACCUGAGAAAUCACCCCAGCAAGAAGGAAAACCAAUUUCUCAACCGCUCACCUCUGAAGACCAAUUAGAAGAUGCCGACCAACAAUUCCUAGAACGUCUUCAGAAACUGGUGCAAGAAAGCCAUCGGAGGGAGCAAGAAGACCUCGCCAGCCAAUCAGAAAACGCCGCAACCCAAGUGCAAUUUGUUCCUUUACUAAUCGAUAUCCCGAAACUGCCGAUCUUGGAACCGCCCAGCUCGGAUGAUAUGACUACGAUGCUGAGACGCCAUCAUCCCCCGCCCUCGAAGGGUCUUAUGACCGCCAAGAAGUUUAACGGGAACAUUUCUUUGGUACCUCACGAGUUGUCGACUAUUGUUGAAGCAGAUAGUCAGCUUUCGACCAAGAUCAGUCCCAAUAAUUCAAAAACAAUGGUGGGAACAGUUUUAAGUCCUACUCACGAAGAAUAUUCAGAAACUUCAAAGGAUUCCUCCGUCUCAAAAAACCCUCCAAAUUCCUUAAAAAGCUCCUCGGCCUCGCCAUCGAAAUCGAACAAAAGCAAAUCUUGCACCGAAGACACUUGCACCAGUAUGCCGGGAUCAUCGUCCCACUCACUCUCCUCCUCAAACUCGACCAGUGACCUAAAAAGUAUCGAGGGGAUGCUUAAAAGUAUCGGGAUGGAGUGGGCCAUCCCGACUUUACAUAAAACCCAAGAAGCCCUCGCCUUAUCCUCCAGUUCCAGCUCGGGCGAAUUAAGUUCGAAGAAAAGAAGCGACGUCAGCUUGAAAGACUUUUUAAAGAAGCAAAUGACCAGCAAAAUAUCGUCGAGCAGUUUAAACAAAUCAGACGCGAGUCCGGCCAGUUUUCUUAAGGAUUGUUCGGACUUAAGUGCGAUUCAUUCGAGCGCGCGACAAAAAACCUCCACGCCGGUGCUGUCUAGUAAAAGUACUCCGAACAGUAAAACGAAGGAUCAAUUAAUGUUUUCGGGUAUUUCGGAUAUUUCGUCGGUUCGAAAUAAUUCGGGAGAGGAUUCCCGCAGGAAGACGACGUCCGGGCAACCGACGAAAUUUCAAAGUUUGGCCGGCGACGAAUAUUCGUCUGUGACCGAGUAGGUUUUUUUUAUUGUACCUAAAUAGUUUAAUUUAUUUUUUUUUUAUAUUGUUAUGAUUUGAUUGUAAAAUUGUCUAAACAAUUUCAUAUUUUUUAAUAUAAUGAAGAUUUUUUAAAAAUA
Molecule: messenger RNA, 5279 nt
Organism: Anthonomus grandis grandis
Lineage: Eukaryota; Metazoa; Arthropoda; Insecta; Coleoptera; Curculionidae
Gene: ana1
Exons: 16
Coding region: 244-5160 (1638 amino acids)
Source: RefSeq, a predicted model, not a curated record